AUGGAAAUGGUGAAGAUCCUUUGUGCUGUUCUUUUCUUUGUUGCCUCAAUGAGUGCAGUGUUGGCUCAUGAAGGCCAUCAUCACCAUCAUCAUCAUCAUUACUCCCCAACUCCAGCUCCAGCUCCAGCACCAGGACCAAGCAGUGGUGCCUCAGCUACUUUCCCAGUUGUUGGUUCUUUUGUUGGUGCUUCUCUUGUGUCACUUGUUGCCUAUUACUUGUACUAG
Molecule: messenger RNA, 225 nt
Organism: Quercus robur (English oak)
Lineage: Eukaryota; Viridiplantae; Streptophyta; Magnoliopsida; Fagales; Fagaceae
Product: arabinogalactan protein 23-like
Exons: 1
Coding region: 1-225 (74 amino acids)
Source: RefSeq, a predicted model, not a curated record